CUCCACAAUUGCAAACUUGAUACCCCUGAAAGCAACGCAUAAUGUGUAGCAGCUGAGCGCAGAGCCGUUUCAGAAUCCGGCUCCGGCGUGCACACGACACCGAUGCCCACAGCCUGAUCGCAGGGCUUUUCUUUUUUUUCCCCCCAAACCCGGACAGCACAGAACUGUAGCAGCUGACAGACGGAUGCGGAAGGAGUGGUUCCAAACCCAGCGGAUUUCUGCCGGUUCGGGGACUAGAAUGCUCCUCUGUGUGCAUCCCCACCGACGGAUGACAGCCUCCAACCAGACCUGCCCCGAAAACUUUCAGCUCUGCGUUUGAGGAGAGGGGAGGGAUGUGAUUGAGAUCUGCUUUUUGGUUAUUAUUUGAAACGCAACAGUCACGAUGCAGGUGCAGAUUGUGGGCUAACGGCACAGAGAUGACGCGCUGCAUGGUGCCAUACCAACUCCGCAUAGAUAGUCAGAUGCCAUUUCCCGUGCGUUUGCCUCAGCGUCUGGAACCGGAACUCUGGCGUUCUGGGCCUGUUGUAUAAUUAGAAGUUGGCGAGGCAGUUGCUAGAAUGGCGCAAUGAGAAGCGACGCCGUCUGAGACACUGCGCGCAAUCUGUGAAGCUUAUGGGUCCUGCGCACUCGAGCUCUCAGCUCCCGGCUUCCACUUGGAGAGGCGCGCUGCGGCGGGGCUACGGCGCACCGGCUGUUGGCUUCACAUCUGGACCGCGCGGGUGCUGUCAUCUGCGGCCUGUUUGGACCGUGUUUUCCCUGAACUCGUGUGCUUUCAAGGCCGCGGACUAGGGGUCGUUUUGGAUAAGGGGGUACAGAUUUAGGCUCGGCCUUGCUGUUGUGGCGGCGGCUCAGAGCCUGACCGGCUCCUCCUGCUAUGGGCUUUUGUGUAGUGAAAUCACGUCUGUUUUUAAAGACAACGCUCCAGUGACACUGCAGUUUCCCAUCACAGCAGCCAUCGUCUGAAUAAACAAAUAAACACAUAAAUAAACCGGUGAAAGUGGAGUUUUGUCCGUCGAACGUAAUCAACGCAGUGGGAUUUCUACGUCUGCUCGGCGUUCCCCCCCACCCCACCCCACCCCACCCUUCCCGCGGUGACGGUUAUGGGUCGGAAGCGGUGUGUCGGUGCAGAUUGUUCCAAGAUGGCGGCCGGGUGCUGCGGGGUGAAGAAGCAGAAACUGUCGGGAUCUCCCGGGUCGGGGGGUCCCGCCGGGGUGGGGGCGGGAAGCGGGGUGGCAGGAAGCGGACAUUGCGGUUCGGAGUUGGGGAUUGGCUCCUCCGCGACUGUUGCAUCUACGGCGAACUUGAGCCGAGUCAACGGCCUGGGGGGAACCGUUAGCGGCGGCGGCGGCAGUAGUGGCUGUGGCAGCAGCGGCGGUGGCACGAACGCGCUGUCUCCAGCCCCGGCCGGUUACAAUACAUCCGGCCUCUCCCCGAAUCUCAGCCCGGGACCAGGUUCAGGAAGUGGCGGCAGAAAAAUGGUGGUCUCGGCGGAGAUGUGCUGCUUCUGUUUUGACGUGCUUUAUUGCCAUCUGUACGGAUACCAACCUCCGAGAACACCCAGGUUUACAAAUGAUCCCUAUCCACUGUUUGUCACUUGGAAAAUAGGCAGAGACAAACGGUUGAGGGGUUGUAUAGGUACAUUUUCUGCCAUGAAUCUGCACUCAGGACUCAGGGAGUACACCCUUACCAGUGCCCUUAAAGACAGCCGCUUCCCCCCUAUGACAAGGGAUGAGCUGCCUCGACUCUUCUGCUCAGUGUCUCUUCUCACCAACUUUGAAGAUGUCGGUGAUUACCUUGACUGGGAGGUGGGUGUUCAUGGUAUACGGAUAGAGUUCUUUAAUGAAAAAGGAUCAAAACGCACCGCCACCUACCUACCAGAGGUCGCUAAGGAGCAAGGUUGGGACCACAUUCAAACCAUAGAUUCCUUAUUACGAAAGGGAGGUUACAAAGCUCCCAUUACAAAUGACUUCAGGAAGACUAUUAAGUUAACCAGGUACCGUAGCGAAAAGAUGACAAUGGGUUAUGCAGAGUACAUCGCCCACCGCCAGCACCAUCACUACCAGAACGGCAUUGGGCACCCUCUACCCCCCUACAACCAUUAUUCCUGACAGCGAGCCGCAUGACCAAUCAUUGGACCUCUCCGAGGACCUUUUCCCAGGAGAGCCCGCCCCCUCCUGGUCUAGCUAUUUCUACUACUGUUCCAUUUUAUGAUGAUAGUUUCCGUUGCCAUGCUGGCCGUCUCCCAGACGUUGACAUGGCAACGGGUGGCAACAGAGCAUCAUUUGAUUAUGGCAAGAAAUCCAUGCAUUUCUUCUCCUUUGCCUGUGGUUAAGUUUUUGCAGCAUAUGUAUGACAAUAACCCCCUCCCAUUCAUAUAUCCAAAACAUUAAACCAACAUGGAAUAAUAUUAAUGUUGUGUAUUUUCAGCAAACCCAAUUAGGUGUUUGAUUCUGUGGAUGGAAAGAAGUCUUUCUAUUGGAUUAGUCUGGUACUCUGGCUACACUUUAACAGAAGAAGAAGAAGCUUUUCCUUCAGUUUCUAUCUCUUAACCAUCCAAACUUGUAAUGUAGCAAGAAAACUGCAGUUUCUCAAAGGCUGUGUGGCUCGGAUGACUCUCAAAAAAAGAAAGAAAAAAAAAAAAAGAAGAAUUUUGGACUUGUUGUAGUGUUUUAACUCUAGUAGUCUCCAUGUAGGAACAAUGUUAUGGAAUAUGUAUACUUCAAAGUGUAGAUAGGAUUGAAACCAGUCUUGGCUGGUGGGGUGUUUUGAUUAUCACUAUGGUUUCUGUGUGUGGAUAUAGAUAUUAAUACAGGAUGAAGACCGGUAAAAAAAAAAAAAAGGAAAAUUGAGAAUUUUGGUGUGUAUUUUUGCAGGGGAAACUUUGGCAAGCUUAAAGUAACCAAUCAAAGAUCCCAGAGUUUGUUCAUUUUCUGAUUGUCCGGGUUGACUGGGGGAGCUCAGAUGAAAUUACAGGAUCACUAAAUCGUUUUUUCUCCCCCCAGUUCAAAACCUGCGGACUCUUGGAGUUUUUUCGCAGGGAAUCUCUUGACAGGGAGAAACUGAAACCACUUAAGCCAUAUUCUCUUGAUUCCAACACUUGUGGUUUUAGGUGUUUGCGGUUGGUAACCUGAGGUGGAUUUCAGCGGCCGGUCUAGUCUGGGUCACCUGGCCCGUGUCAUGUCCCUCUUGGGCGUGUCGUCUUGCCUUUUCAGAUUAAAGCUAACCAUUGUCACUCGUCCACAAUGUGAUGAUGGAUUUCUAGAAAACUAAGAAGGAAAAGAAAAAAGCCGGUCUCUUGGAAUGACGAUUCCUUCCAGACGCACAAAGGUGGUGAUGGUGUCGGCGUGCUCGUGUCAUUUUUGAAGUGCAUAGAAGCAGUGAUGGAUUUAGUUGUUGAAGCACCACCUCCUCCUUGACCCUGACCCCCUCCCUCCCCCAAGCCCGUGUGCUUACAGCAGAGAAUGUUAUGAUUGUUAGUCCGUUUUGUCAGCUGUUGCGCAGCAGGAAACGCAGCGAGAAAACUGCGGCUUGGAGUGUUUUGCCUGAACUUGUGUGUGUAGGGGGAAAAAAAGCCAUCGACACCUGAGCGGCUGUACGUUAGGCUUGUUCAACUUUAACGAAUGUUUGAACCGUAGCGAUUGGAGCUUCUGUCUGUGCUGUAACUGGAGGUUCAUUUUUUUUUUGAGAGGUUCUCGUUACUUGACCAACACCGUUCGUGGUAACAGCCUUUACUAACUGACAGGUUCUUUUUUCUUUAUGCAAAAACGUCAAGGGCUUUCGGCACUCCAUCCACAGUCACCCGAAAUGAUCCAGACUUCAGUUGUGUUGCCUUAAGUAAAUUAUUUAUUUAGCGGUGGGCCAGCAGAUGGCGCUGUGACUGUUCCUCGCCAAUUGUUGUGAGGACCGCAACGCUUCCUUGAAGCUAAACACGCAAACUUAGACUUGGCUGGUUCUGGUCCCACAAUCCGUGGGGACCUAAUGAAAGAAAACGACAAUAAAUGGACACUACACAACGAGGGACAGUCGGGCGUGGAUUUCCUGGCCCAUUAAAUACAGCACAACCUGAGUAUCUCUGCUGCAAAACCAAAUUGACCAUGCUCUUUUACAUAUGUCUUUGUAUACACAUGCAAUGUAUUGUGUUGCAUGUAUGUAUGAGUAUGAGACCUAUGGUUUUAUCCAUGAUAUAUGCUUGAUCUGUGGCUUAGACACUCUUAUUAACCAUUAAGAGAUUUUAAAAAAAAAAGACAACUAUGGUGCUAUCGGACCUCAUAUUGGGGUGGUCACAGCUCAUGACUGGUCAUGCGGACUCAUUAAUCAUAUCAUACUUAAAGAUGUAGGAUUUUCUCUCAAAGGCGUCGCUGUGAAAGGAGUCAUGACGGCACAUUUUCAUACCGACGGAUCAGCCUCUUUGAUGCGGAAAAGCUCUGCUUCGGAGUGGGACGUGGUGGACUUUUUGGGAUCAAUUCCCUGUGGGAAAACCAGACAUUCUUAAUUCGAAUUGAGGAAGGACGGCACAGGGGGCUACAGAAUGUACUGUUGAUGGUUGGUGUCGUUUCACAGUGAUGCAUGGAGAGAAAGUCCUACAUGUGUUCACUUUUACUCUCCUUGAUAUAUGCAGAUCUGUUCAACAGGUGUUUUUUUUGUUUUGUUUUUGUUUUUCUUCUCUAUCAGUCAACAGCCCUGCAGGUUUGAAAGGACACGAAGUCAUAUGUUAUCCCCUCUUCCUCGGUUUCACUGUGGCCCAAAGUCAUGGCCGGGUUUGUCGACGUGAGAAUCUGGGACGGUAGUAGCGAUCCUCGUCUGGAGAUGGGACGCUGUGUGCUCAUAUUGGUUUACAGAACAGGUUUUCCUUUUCGCUGCUGAAUCAUUUAACCUCUGAACGAGCAAGACAGCCUCUUGUUUUUUUUUUAAUUUUUGUUAUACCAUGACGAAGGAGAUCUAGCGUUUUAAGGGUAGAGCGCGCAGGAUGCCGUUCUGGUUCUGCACAUGUUUGUAAAGCAUCGAUACCUCAUGGGAUAACAGGAGCGACGGGUUUAGACUGUUGUAGCAGAUGCUGUGUUUGGGUUGUUGCCAGGUGUGAGUCGGGCAUUUCCUGCGCGCUCGCUCUUGUUUAUCGGUGGAGCGCUCGACUUCUACCUUUGACUGAACCAAAUAUGCCAGCGGCCACGCCCAGAUGCUGCUCUUCUUCUGGUCCGGCUUCCUGUCCUUCCAAAAACCAACCCUGCUAUUGACUAAAUCUGUGUUCUUUUUUUUCUUUUUUUUGGUUUUUGUGCGAGUUAUUACCUGUCUUGUUACGCAACCCUGUAAUUCAAUGACGUCAUUCAUUGAUGCCGUCUUAAGGUCAAACUUGGCAUCAAGGCGGCGAAUUACGGUUGCAACUUGUUACUUGUUUUGUUAUUAUUAGGAUUAUUAUUGCUCUAAUUUUCAUAAUUAAAAAGAAAAUCCCAUGUUGUGCCUCCUAGCUUUGUGGGUUUAUAAAUGUUUUUUUUUCCCCAAAGACCAGCAGUUAUACUUUGUAUACAAGAUGAAUUUUGUUUCCCUUAUUUUUUAUGCCAUUAAAAGUAAAAAAGAAUAAGCCUGUUUUCUUUACUCUGGACCCAGUAGCUGCACUGGUAUACAAUCGCACUGAUGGAUGAAUAAAAAAAAUAAAAAAAUAAUCAAUAGUAAUAAUGAUAAUGAUGAAUAAGAACUUCAAUAAAAUGGUGUUUAAAGCUUUUGUUAUAAAAAAAGAAAAACAACAAAAAAGACUGUUUUUGUACAUCAAAAUAAAUUCUUUUCAAAGGAAUAUUUUGGAUCUAGUUUCAAAAUUAUUUUAGGGGUUUUCUAUGUUAAGAAUAUUUGAGACACUUGACUUCUAAGAAGUGUCACUGUACAAAAAGACAUUUUUUUUUGUUGCAGUGCUCCAAUGGGCUGGGAGGGUUACCUGGUGUAACUCCUCAUACCAACUUUUACUUGGAUCUUUUUUUUUUUUGUGCUGAAAUUCAGUUUUCUCAGAAAAAAAUGAUGGAAGUAAUGUUAACCAGGAAUUUUCCAUCCACACCCUGUAGAGCUAGGCCCUCAACCCUUUCCUGUUGAAUUUCUGUAAGUGUAUUGGAACUUAAAAUGGGCAUUUUUUUCUAAUAUGGCUCUGGAUGGAGGGAAAAACAACGAAAAAAAAACGAGGAAUUUACAAAAAAAAAUAAAAUGGGCAAAAUGCAAAAAAAAUUGAAAUGAAAAUGUGGGAAUGGAUGGAAAACAAAUCUAUAUAGAUGGAUUAUUUAAGUAUGUAAGCAAUGGCUGUGAAGAAAAUGUAGUUUUAAACCUUGUUAUUACCUUUUAAAAUCAUUUAUUCAAUAAAAACAAAUGCCGAUGAA
Messenger RNA from Oryzias latipes (Japanese medaka), 6353 nucleotides. RefSeq names its product AMMECR nuclear protein 1 (gene ammecr1). The record is from RefSeq and is a predicted model, not a curated record. Lineage: Eukaryota; Metazoa; Chordata; Actinopteri; Beloniformes; Adrianichthyidae.